This is a messenger RNA of Pochonia chlamydosporia 170, 345 nucleotides long. RefSeq lists its product as hypothetical. The transcript has a single exon. NCBI's taxonomy places the organism in Eukaryota, Fungi, Ascomycota, Sordariomycetes, Hypocreales, Clavicipitaceae. The record is from RefSeq and is a predicted model, not a curated record. The coding region runs from base 1 to 345 and encodes 114 amino acids.
AUGGCCAUACCUCCGGCGUCGAACAAGGUCUUGGCUCCUCUCUUGACUAGCAGUACACAUAGGGCAUGGAGGACAUCCGGGCAUGCCGUUAACAAGCAACGUUUUGCUGGAUCCUUCACAUUGGGAUUCCACCUUGGACAGCUUCGAAGCUCUUCGACCACACAUCAUUUUUGUAGCACUGAGUGCACCGGCCACCUACCACCAAGGGCUUGGAAAGGGAGGGUGUUUCCGAAGGACCUAGUGGCGAUGGGAGAUCGUGGGGCCUUUGUGCCUGAAACAUCCCGAGGCAGUACCUGUCGCUAUAACACAAACACUCUUGCUCAGGCACACAAUGGCAGUCAAUAA